AAAAAAUAUUGAAAACAUGUAGUUUAUUAGUACUAUAAAUUUGAACAAUGGCGUUCUUUUUUCCUAAAAUUCUAGAUGUUGACCUCCCCGGAGAAAGAUGUGGACACGUAGCUGUGUACUGGAAUGGGAAGAUAGUCAUUUGGGGUGGAUUUACAGAUGUUUUUGUGGAAGACUGGGGUGUCUCGGUGGAAAAGUACCACAACAGUGAUGAGCUAUGGAUGUUUGAUGUAGAAUGCUAUACAUGGAGGAACUGCAUAACCAUUGGUGAGAUGCCGCCACCACUGUCUGGCAGUUGUGCUGCUUGUAGUGAAGAUUGCUUGUACUUGUUUGCUGGUCAUAGCUCUAAUGGACCAUCAUCUAAAAUUUACAUGUUAAAUCUCAAAACCUUGGUGUGGAAAGAUGUCACAUCUACUGUCAAUGGGAAAACACCUCUGCCAUCUUCUCGCGAUAAAUUAUGCUGCUGGCAACAUGAUGACCUGAUAAUAUAUUUUGGAGGRUAUGGUUUACCACCAAAUUCCUAUGAACAAGGUUCACAUAGCUACGGAGAAUUUGUUUAUAAUACAGUUGAUCAUUUUGGUGACAACCGAGGAUGGAAUAACAAUAUAUUCAUUCUAGAUACUGUAAACAACAAGUGGAUYCAAAAGGAUAUCAAGGGGUACGGUCCAUCACCUAGAGCAGCACAUGCAGCUGCUAAGCUUCAAUCAAGAGCGUAUGUCUUUGGUGGUAGGUUCAUGGAUAAAAGAUUAAAUGAUUUGCACUACUUAGACAUUGAUUCCUGGACUUGGAGUGGCAGUCUUGUAACUACAGGGUGUGUCCCAGCUGGAAGGACUUGGCAUUCGUUUACACGSAUUAGUGACAAACAUAUUUUGUUAUAUGGAGGAUUAAAUAACAACAGACAACCUUUAGGUGAUGCAUAUAUUUUGGAUAUCAGCCACCACUGUUGGUCAACUAUCACCCCGUCAAGUGAUCCUUAUCCCAGAAUGUGGCAUACUGCAUGUACAACCUCAAUUCCUGGCGAAGUAAYCAUCUUUGGUGGUUGCGCAACGUCUCUGCUGGAAGAAGCGCAACCCGAUCAUUCUAAUAAAAUAAUUAUAUUCAGAUGCACAGCUCUCCCAUUACAAAGGCUAUGUACCGAUGCGGUCAUGAAAUAUUAUCAAUACAAUGUACAAAGCAAAUUAGACAGCGAUACAGUAUCCUUACUUAAAUCGAUUGUAUCUCCAGCGAGGCUGAGGAAACUAGCUCUUGUGUAGUGACAAUCAGUCUUGUGWWRUGRCWAUCAGUCUUGUGAUGUGACMAKCAGUCCCUUCGACAGGAUGAUGUAGUAAACACAUUGCUAUGUAGUGUAGAAACGUUGUAAGGCUAGAUCCAGUCUCCACAGUAUGUAACGGUAGGCGUGGCAGAAAAAAAGCUGUAUCUAUAUAGCCGACUUUGGAUAUUUUGGAAGAACCACGCACGAAUGAAUUAUAAUCUCAUUAAUUUCUCCAAAGCCUCGUCCUCGGCUAUUUUGCACAGGGGCUAUUCAUCUAAAAUAUCAAAAUUGGACUAUUUCUUGACGGUUACAUA
Messenger RNA from Exaiptasia diaphana, 1563 nucleotides. Its product is annotated as kelch domain-containing protein 2. NCBI's taxonomy places the organism in Eukaryota, Metazoa, Cnidaria, Anthozoa, Actiniaria, Aiptasiidae. Gene Ontology annotation, molecular function: protein binding. The transcript has 13 exons. The record is from RefSeq and is a predicted model, not a curated record. The coding region runs from base 48 to 1250 and encodes 400 amino acids.